CACUGAAGACCUCACGAGUAACCGUGAUACUUAGAGAACGCCCACCUACACCACAUCUGUGUCUUUGUCUUUUGCCUUGGAGCACGCAGACGUGAGAUGAUCGCAGGAUAAGGAUGAAUUCAUUGGCAGUAUCGGUGUAAAAACAGCCGCUUGUGUUCUCAGCUCUUAAUGCAGCAGAUGAUUGUGUUGCGUGGACCGCGCGCACUGACUUCUGUCAGAAACUGUGAUGUUUCUUUCCCCUAAGCGCUGGGAUCAGUUUUGAUCUGUGAUUUAAGAUGCCGAGGUUCCAGCAUUUAAACAGCACUAGUAUGCCAAAUCACAAUUAUGAAUGGAGCUACGAAUACUACGACGACGAAGAUCCAGUGUCUUUUGAGGGACUCAAAGCACAUCGAUAUUCCAUCGUGAUCGGCUUUUGGGUGGGUCUAGCAGUUUUUGUCAUUUUUAUGUUUUUUGUUCUGACUCUUCUGACCAAAACAGGAGCUCCACACCCAGAGGCUGCGGAGCCUUACGAGAAGCGAAUACGUCUCACAAGCUGCGCCGAGGGUCUGGGUCGCCGAUGUGAGGUGGAUGCCCGGACAGGUCUCUCUCGCCCAUUGCUGGAAGAAUCCCGGUCUUUUUUUCAGUGUUACAUUAAUGAAGAAGAGCGAGAAGGAGGCAGGGCCACUGCUGGUGCUGGCCACGGAUGUACAGGCAGCAGCACCUCCAGAGACCAGGUGGAAACGGUCGGGCUAGUCGUGCAAAGCAUGGUCAUGGAGACCAGAGCAGAAAGAGAGGCGGCGCUCCUGGCGCAUUUUAACAUCCCCAACUUUGUGAACUCAGAACUGAGCUCUGCAUUGGGGGAUGAAGAUUUACUACUGGGCGAUCCACCGAUCAUAAUGGAGGAGGACCGCCCACGCUGUACCCAUCAUAUCAUUGACUAAACCUCCAGUUUGAAGAUGGCCUUUAUGCACUCAUCAUGGCAUCAUUAUUGUUUUCGACUCAGCCCAUGAUCUCUGAAAAUGGAGAGUGGUGGUGUCUUGCUUCAAAAGCUCUGCUUUCGCAGUCUGAGCUUUAAGACUGAGCUAUUUUCUGACAUGGGGUCUAUAGUGAUGCAUGAUGUCAGUCUUAGAGAUAAAAGAAAGAUGGGAAUGCACGAAUGGGAUUUGGCGAAUGUGUUCUUGACAGCAGUGACAGCAAGCUGAAAGACUGUUGGGAAGUCUGUGUUUAGAAAAAGCUAAAUAUUUAUAGAAAAAACUACAACAAUGAAAUCAAGGAUGUUGUUUCUGGUUGUGGGAACUAUGUCUUGAUGACAUACUUCAUUUCUACUAUCAGCAUGAUUAAAGAAAAUCUCUUGAUGUGCAGUUGGAGGAUGUUUUUUUUUUUUUUCAAAUCCAGCAUUGUACUUAUGUAGCCUAAUGGCAAAAUUGCAGCAAUUUGGUAUUGCACUGCCUGGUUCUCUAGGCCUGUCGUGUGAGCAAAUGCCUGAGUAGAAAAUAGUUCGCUGUCUGCACUUGAAAGCUGAAUCAGUGGCUUUCUGCAGAAUAUCUGCAGUAUACUUGCAUACUAACUCUCUGUAAUUGUCACAGCUGCCUGAACUGCCAGAGCAAUCAAAUAUUCAGUUCUGUCUCAUGUUUAUUUGAACACCUUUAUGCCAAUAAAAUUGAGUGCAAAUC
Messenger RNA from Carassius auratus (goldfish), 1652 nucleotides. Its product is annotated as melanocortin-2 receptor accessory protein 2A-like. Gene Ontology annotation, biological process: protein localization to plasma membrane; regulation of adenylate cyclase-activating G protein-coupled receptor signaling pathway. Gene Ontology annotation, molecular function: type 1 melanocortin receptor binding; signaling receptor regulator activity; corticotropin hormone receptor binding. Lineage: Eukaryota; Metazoa; Chordata; Actinopteri; Cypriniformes; Cyprinidae. Bases 276 to 920 code for a protein of 214 amino acids. The transcript has 3 exons. Gene Ontology annotation, cellular component: plasma membrane; endoplasmic reticulum. The record is from RefSeq and is a predicted model, not a curated record.